UCUGCUCGGCUGCAGGCGCAGGAAGCGGCGCGGCGGCAGCUGCAGGGCCAGAGCCCCGCGCCCCGCGUCCAGCCGCCGGGUGUGUGCGCCCGCGGAGCCCAGCGUCGCGCCUCGGCGCCCCCACGCGCCCACGCAGCGGCGCGGGGACCCGGGCGGGGGCAGAGGGAGGGCCCGGCCCAGGGAGGGGAAGGGGCCGGUCCUCCCAGCGCAGGCAGCAGCCGCGGCAGCCCAGGAGGCGGAGGCAGCGGCAGCGGCAGAGACAGCAACGUGCCCGCCGCAGUCAGCCCGGCCUCUUCGGACCCGCACCGGCCCGCCCGCCUGCACCGCGUCGGGGCGCUCUCUCCACUGCGCGCGGUACAAGGAAAUGCUAGAACUAGUGAUCUCAGCCAGCCUCACUGUAAACAGCGCUUGUCUGGAGAAACUGAAGUUUCACCGUGCUGGCGUCACUGUGUGGACUCUGAGUGACAGAGAAGGCAUCACCAGAUCAGCCCCCCUGAGAGUGUCCCAGCUCUUCUCCAGAUCUUGCCCACGUGUCCUCCCCAGCCAGCCUUCCACAGCCAUGGCAGCCUACGGCCAGACGCAGUACAGUGCGGGGAUCCAGCAGGCUACCCCCUAUACAGCUUACCCACCUCCAGCACAAGCCUAUGGAAUCCCUUCCUACAGCAUCAAGACAGAAGACAGCUUGAACCAUUCCCCUGGCCAGAGUGGAUUCCUCAGCUAUGGCUCCAGCUUCAGCACCCCACCCACUGGACAGAGCCCAUACACCUACCAGAUGCACGGCACGACAGGGUUCUAUCAAGGAGGAAAUGGACUGGGCAACGCAGCCGGAUUUGGGAGUGUGCACCAGGACUAUCCUUCCUACCCUGGCUUCCCCCAGAGCCAGUACCCCCAGUAUUACGGCUCAUCCUACAACCCUCCCUACGUCCCGGCCAGCAGCAUCUGCCCUUCGCCCCUGUCCACGUCCACCUACGUCCUCCAGGAGGCAUCUCACAACGUCCCCAACCAGAGUUCCGAGUCACUUGCCGGUGAAUACAACGCACACAACGGACCUUCCACGCCAGCGAAAGAGGGAGACACAGACAGGCCACACCGGGCCUCUGACGGGAAGCUCCGAGGCCGGUCUAAGAGGAGCAGUGACCCAUCCCCGGCAGGAGACAAUGAGAUUGAGCGUGUGUUCGUGUGGGACUUGGAUGAGACAAUAAUUAUUUUUCACUCCUUACUCACGGGGACUUUUGCAUCCAGAUACGGGAAGGACACCACGACGUCCGUGCGCAUUGGCCUCAUGAUGGAAGAGAUGAUCUUCAACCUUGCAGAUACACAUCUGUUCUUCAAUGACCUGGAGGAUUGUGACCAGAUCCACGUUGACGACGUCUCAUCAGAUGACAAUGGCCAAGAUUUAAGCACGUACAACUUCUCUGCUGAUGGCUUCCACAGUUCAGCCCCAGGAACCAACCUGUGCCUGGGCUCUGGCGUGCACGGCGGCGUGGACUGGAUGAGGAAGCUGGCCUUCCGCUACCGGCGGGUGAAGGAGAUGUACAAUACCUACAAGAACAACGUCGGCGGAUUGAUAGGUGCUCCCAAAAGGGAGACCUGGCUACAGCUCCGAGCCGAGCUGGAAGCUCUCACAGACCUCUGGCUGACCCACUCCCUGAAGGCACUAAACCUCAUCAACUCCCGGCCCAACUGUGUCAAUGUGCUGGUCACCACCACUCAACUAAUUCCUGCCCUGGCCAAAGUCCUGCUAUAUGGCCUGGGGUCUGUGUUUCCUAUUGAGAACAUCUACAGUGCAACCAAGACAGGGAAGGAGAGCUGCUUCGAGAGGAUAAUGCAGAGAUUCGGCAGAAAAGCUGUCUACGUGGUGAUCGGUGAUGGUGUGGAAGAGGAGCAAGGAGCAAAAAAGCACAAUAUGCCUUUCUGGCGGAUAUCCUGCCACGCGGACCUGGAGGCACUGAGGCACGCCCUGGAGCUGGAGUAUUUAUAGCAGGAUCAGCAGCAUCUCCACCUACCAUCUCACCCUCAGACCCCCUCGCCUUCCCCACCUCCCCACCGAGAACUCCAGAGACCCAGAUGCUGGACACCAGGCAGGGGCCCCACAGCCAAGACGUUGUGUCCGGUGACCAUCUCAGAAGCCGUCCAUCAGUCCAAAUGAGGGUUCCGAGAAACAAAGUACCCAACUUUGGCUUCGGAGUAUUUGACUUUGGGGCAAAGGGCUGGCUCGGAGUCUAGACUCUUCUGUGAGACUCACAGAACAAAAGCAAGGAAUUGACGACUUGGGGGAGGCCUGGUGAUGAGGAGGGGGCGGGUUUGUCUUGUCUUCUUUUUAAUUUAUGGACUAGUCUCAUUACUCCGGAAUUAUGCUCUUGUACCUGUGUGGCUGGGUUUCUUAGUCAUUGGUUUGGUUUGGUUUUUUGAACUGGCAUGUGGGGUGGUUCACAGUUCUAAUGUAAGCACUCUCUUCUUCAAGUUGUGCUUUGUGGGGACAAUCAUUCUUUGAACAUUAGAGAGGGAGGCAGUUUGAGCUGCUGAAAAGACUGUUGCUUAGUUUUGUUUUUAAAGACCCUACUUGACGUCAUGUGGACAGUGCACGUGCCUUACGCUGCGUCUUGUUUUCUAGGAAGAGGGGGAUGCUGGGAAGGAAUGGGUGCUUUGUGAUGGAUAAAAGGCAUUAAAUAAACCACGUUUACAUUUUGAA
Messenger RNA from Cercocebus atys (sooty mangabey), 2692 nucleotides. It is a transcript of the gene EYA2, whose product is annotated as EYA transcriptional coactivator and phosphatase 2. Lineage: Eukaryota; Metazoa; Chordata; Mammalia; Primates; Cercopithecidae. Gene Ontology annotation, molecular function: protein tyrosine phosphatase activity. The transcript has 16 exons. Gene Ontology annotation, cellular component: nucleus. Gene Ontology annotation, biological process: multicellular organism development; negative regulation of extrinsic apoptotic signaling pathway in absence of ligand; cell differentiation. The record is from RefSeq and is a predicted model, not a curated record. Bases 365 to 1981 code for a protein of 538 amino acids.